UCUGACGUCAACCCCCAGAAGACUUGCAUUAGCAAUCCAGAAAAUCCACUUUCUCCAAAUUCAAAAAUUUCCCCCCACUCUCUCCGGGGAAGAAAAAAAGAGGAAGAAGAGAAUAAACAUGAGGGCACAUCAUAGGCCGAUCCACGCGGUGUCGAUGUGGGUGAAACGACAGCCGCCGAAGGUGAAGGCUUUUUUGGCGGUCGUAUCGGGGAUGGCAGCGCUUGUUCUUCUUCUAUUCAUUGUACACGACCAUGACAACCUCUUCGUCGCCGCUGAGGCUGUCCACUCCAUCGGAAUCUCUGUCCUUAUGUAUAAGCUCACAAGGGAGAAGACUUGUGCUGGACUAUCGCUUAAAUCCCAGGAACUAACAGCCAUCUUUUUAGCUGUUAGGCUGUAUUGUAGCUUUGUCAUGGAAUAUGAUAUCCAUACCCUACUUGAUUUGGCCACAUUGGCUACAACUUUAUGGGUUAUUUAUAUGAUCCGUUUCAAAUUAAAGUCCAGCUACAUGGAAGAGAAGGACAACUUUGCUUUAUAUUAUGUUCUUGUCCCAUGUGCAGUAUUGGCUCUAUUUGCAAUGUCCCUCUUAGGUGAAGUUUCCUAGGCUGUUUUCUCUUCCCGUUAAUAAAGAAGGAAAAAUCUCC
This is a messenger RNA of Hibiscus syriacus, 641 nucleotides long. Its product is annotated as ER lumen protein-retaining receptor erd-2.2-like. Gene Ontology annotation, molecular function: ER lumen protein retrieval receptor activity. The record is from RefSeq and is a predicted model, not a curated record. The transcript is spliced from 3 exons. Gene Ontology annotation, biological process: protein retention in ER lumen. The coding region runs from base 119 to 601 and encodes 160 amino acids. Gene Ontology annotation, cellular component: membrane. Lineage: Eukaryota; Viridiplantae; Streptophyta; Magnoliopsida; Malvales; Malvaceae.